Oryzias melastigma (Indian medaka) is the source of this 2721-nucleotide messenger RNA. RefSeq names its product neuronal pentraxin 1 like (gene nptx1l). The transcript has 5 exons. Bases 499 to 1800 code for a protein of 433 amino acids. The record is from RefSeq and is a predicted model, not a curated record. NCBI's taxonomy places the organism in Eukaryota, Metazoa, Chordata, Actinopteri, Beloniformes, Adrianichthyidae.
GUAAAGUAAAAGUCAAACUGGAGGGAGCGUGAGCUGCUGCUGAGUGGAGCUGUCCGUGGUGCUGAAUGUGCGGGACCUGAUCCACUUUGUGUUUGAGGAUCUGUGACCACAAAACAAACACACAACUGCCUCUGUUUGCCCCCCACCACACAGAAGCAACCCUCUUCCCCAACAAAUCCGCUUUUUUUUUUUUUUUGGAUGAAUAAUACAAAGCCAGAAAUGACAAACAGUCGAAGUGAUAAAAGAUUAAAGCGGCGGGAGGCUGAAAGCAGAACUCUUCUGAAUGUGACGCGUCCUGCGCAGACGUUUAAACGGGGACAGAGCGAUUCCCGCCCCUCAGGGUCGUGAUGCGGUAGAGCCUCUCUGCGCAGAACCGGGCGCGCGCUAUAAAAGCGGCUGGCACAGGACGAGCGCAACAUCAAGACAGAGGGGACGCGAGCGCGAGCGCAUCAAGCAACAUUUGUGAAGCGGACGAGCAGCGAGCCAGAGCCAGGCAGCAUGAUGCAGGCGAGCCGCGGAGGAUUCUGCUGGACGCUCCUUCUACUUUCCUGCGCGCUUUGGCAGACUUUCUCCCAAGACUUUGGAGGACAGACUCAGUUCAUCUGCACCUCCGUGCCCAAGGAUGUGGACAUUUGCGCAGCCACGCUGCAGAACAGCGUGCCGGGAGACGACCUGAAAACUACUGUCAUGCAGCUGCGGGAGACGGUUCUGCAGCAGAAGGAGACGAUUAUUAACCAAAAAGAAACUAUCAGGGAACUGACCUCGAAGUUGGCCCGCUGCGAGAGCCAGAGUGGCGUGGAGCCCGGGGACGCGCGGCCCGGGGGGAGAAGGAAGGAGUCUGGGACCAAAAACACAAUGGGGGACGUGUCCAGGGGCCCCGCUGACACUUUGGCGCAGCUGUCACAGACGUUACAGUCUCUGAAGCAGAGAUUAGAGAAUCUGGAGCAAUUCAGCAGAAGCAACAGCUCGGUGCAGGCCAACAGCCUCAAGGAUCUGCUCCAGAGUAAAAUCAACGACUUGGAGAAGCAGGUGCUGUCCCGGGUCAACAGCAUCGAGGAGGGGAAGCCCGGACUCCGGAAUGAGACGGAGCAGCGUGGGAGAGUGGAGUCCACGCUCACGUCCUUACACCAGAGGAUCACCGACCUGGAGAAAGGCCAAAGGGAAAGCAGACCUCUGGAUAAAUUCCAGCUCACAUUCCCCCUCAGAACCAACUACAUGUAUGCAAAAGUCAAGAAGAGUCUGCCAGAGAUGUACGCCCUGACCGUGUGCAUGUGGCUGAAGUCCAAUGCGUCUCCUGGGGUGGGAACGCCUUUCUCCUACGCAGUUCCCGGUCAGGCCAACGAGCUGGUCCUCAUAGAGUGGGGAAACAACCCGAUGGAGAUCCUCAUCAAUGAUAAGGUGGCAAAGCUGCCAUUUCUUAUCAACGACGGGAAGUGGCAUCAUAUUUGCGUGACCUGGACAACUCGGGAUGGCGUUUGGGAAGCUUUCCAAGAUGGUGUCAAGAGGGGAAGCGGAGAGAACCUGGCGCCGUAUCAUCCUAUCAAACCACAGGGGCUGCUGAUUCUGGGCCAAGAGCAGGACACCUACGGCGGCGGAUUUGACGCCACACAAGCCUUUGUCGGAGACUUGGCAAAUUUCCACAUCUGGGAUAAAAAACUGUCCGUGGAGGAGAUUUAUAAUCUAGCGACCUGCAGCAGCAAAGCUCAAGUGGGCAACGUUUUUGCCUGGAUGGAGACGAGCCUUGACAUUUAUGGCGGCGCCUCCAAGUGGACUUUUGAGGCCUGCCGUCAGCUGAACUGAAAGGGGAACGAGAAGUUUGGUGAUUUUUCUUUUUGCAAAAGCCACAGCGGUUGGUAAACAACGUAGACAGAUCAGGAUAAACAAUCGGGAAAUUGUUUUAGAUAUUUGAAAACGUAGUUUGUGGAUGAUCCCCCCACCGCCACCUGAUUCCCGUGUGGGACGGAGCGCUGAAACAGGGACAUUUCGGCCUCUUGGGGGUGCUUGAAUCCACGUCGGGUCGAUUGGAGGCUGAGAGCGAUGAUUGCUCCCUGCGAGCGAAGGACCAAACGCACAGUGGGAGGUGGCGUAGUUCUUAGAAAUCCGAUGUCACGCAGUUCAGCAAAGCAGCCGACUUCUUCAAAUGUCUUUUCUGUCUCGACUGCCAGGGAUUUUCACUGUGAAGACGGUGGACUCAUCUAGGAGGGUUUUGAAUGUUUCUCUGUCACUCUUCUCUUCUCUCCACCUGCUUGACGUGGUUUCGCGUGAAGAACGAUGUUUAUUCAUUGCCAACUUUUGGAGCCUGAGUGCCUUUGGGCUGCAGAAAAAGAUCUCAGCACACAUUUCUCAUUUCGUUGCAGAGUGUUUUUGUGCAUUUUGUGUUUCUUCUCUUGUGAUUAGGUUUUCAAAGGAGACGUUGGUGGUAACACUUUGACCAACAGCUGGCCGGAUCGUAACAUGCAAUUCAUUGAUGAUGAUGAUGGCGCCUUUUACACUCGUUUGACCUUCGGUGGGAAUGUCCUCUGUACAGUUAGAGCAUGUCUUAACUUCUGUAAUGCUGCGCCAGCAUCUCUGAUCUCUGCUUUUAAUAUCCUUUCUUUAGGUUUAAGUUUUCUACUUUAAUGUUAUAAAUAAAUAAAUAUAUAUAUAUGUAUAUGCUUAACGCAUGGCAACGUUGAGAGAAAAGUUCUAGUUUUUGUAAUAAAUUGUGAUACUUCAAUCAUG